This is a messenger RNA of Musca domestica (house fly), 5106 nucleotides long. Its product is annotated as WD repeat-containing protein 19. The transcript has 10 exons. Gene Ontology annotation, biological process: intraciliary retrograde transport; cilium assembly. The record is from RefSeq and is a predicted model, not a curated record. Lineage: Eukaryota; Metazoa; Arthropoda; Insecta; Diptera; Muscidae. Gene Ontology annotation, cellular component: intraciliary transport particle A; cilium. Gene Ontology annotation, molecular function: protein binding. Bases 253 to 4413 code for a protein of 1386 amino acids.
ACAACAUUCCUUUUUUAUGAUGUUUGUUCCGGAAAAAUUAAUGUACCGACACGAAAAAUAACAUCUAAUCGUGGUAUCAAUUCUUUUGACAUGAAGCUAUAGUCUGCCCGCUGGACCGUUGUUAUGGAAACCAAUGGGCAUUUUGCAGUACAGAAUGAAUAGAUAGAAUUAAGGACUUUAUUUUCGGGCAGUAAGCAUUUUGUGGAAUACUCCGGACGAUGACUGAACCGAGGAGAGUUUAAGAGGAACUAAAUGGUCUCGGAGCACAACGACAAGUCGAUUAGAAUUAAGCUUAAAAGAAAACCCAUUGAAAGAAUGUCUUUCGAAAAAGUCCUUUACAAAUAUGAGGAACCCCACGGACCGGGCGAUGUCUAUUUUAUAUGGCAGAAGACUCACGGUUCGUAUUUAGCUACCACCGGCAAUGACGGAUCUGUAGCGAUAUUCAAUCGCCAGGGUCAAGUUUUGGAAAGAAUAAUACUCUCGGGGCUGUGCUCGGGAUUUGCUUGGGACAACGAUGGCGAAUUAUUGGGCAUAAUUACGGCUACUUCGCCGACUAUCACUAUCUGGAAUGCAAAUACAUUGCAAAAGGUUGCAAUUGAGUCUGGCCUGAGGGAUCCCUUGUCAUGCGUGGUGUGGUCAAAGCAGGAUCAAAUAUUGGCAGUUGGAACGGCUCGAGGCAAUUUGGCCAUUUACAACCAUAAAACUGGAAAAAGGAUACCCGUUCUGGGGAAACACUCAAAGCGAAUUACAUGCGGCGCCUGGUCUGCCCAGAAUCUUCUGGCACUGGGCUCGGACGAUAAAACCUUCUCUUUAAGCAACGAGGAAGGAGAUUCCGUUCGGGUCGUCCAACUGCGUGACGUCCCGAGUGACAUGUAUUUCGCAGAAAUGGCCAAUGAUGACCGCAUAAGCGGCGACAAUGCAAUUAGCAUGAUAAUUGGCAAAAGGACUCUGUAUCUUUACUAUUUACCAGAACCUGACUCGCCCACCGAAUUGGGAUUUCAAAGUCGUUAUGGCUCCUUGCUGCAGCAUAAAUGGUUCGGAGAUGGAUAUAUUCUAUUGGGCUUCUCCAAUGGUCACGUUGUCGCGAUAUCAACGCACCCCAAAGACAUUGGGCAAGAACUGUGGCAGGUGAAGAACCAUAAAGAACUAUUGACGGGUCUAUCCUACUGCCCGGCCUUGGAAAUUGUUGCCUCAUGCGGAGAUGAUAACAUAAAAAUUCACUCGAUCACGAAUCUGCACGAAACGGAGAAAAUUAUUACGGUGCCUGACCAUUCGGGUGUUCAAAUGAUAGACUGGUCUGCUGACGGGCAGCUAUUGGCAAUAACAACAGUGACCGGUUCUAUAUACAUUUACGUUACAAAGUUGCCCUGCAAAUAUGCUGUCUCCGCUCCGCGAAUUGCGAUACUGAGUAGUCUGGCAGAGGUUUCAAUUUAUGUGUAUUCGCCAGAGAAGUCAAAAUCGAUUCCCUAUCGACAGGCAUUGGAAAUGGAACCUCAAUUCUUAGCUCUAGGCCCAUACCAUUUGGCGGUGGGAGUUGACAAGCAUGUGUGGUUUUAUGACCUGGGCAAGACGCUCGGAGACAAGCCAGAACCUUUAAGUGAACGAGAUUUUUCACAAUCCAUACAAGAUAUCCGACUGAAUGCGGACUAUUGCGCCAUAUACAGUCGGCCCCAGCUAGUCCUGCAGGCCAUCGUAGCCGACAACCCUAAUGUCAAAGAUAAACUAAUGCAAACAUUUCCGGCAGCUGUACCCACCCUCAACGAUACAGUAAUAACUUGCUUCUGCCUAACACAAGAAUAUUUGAUAUUUGCCACUGACAUUGGUCACCUCAUUUACUUUUCUUUGGAGAAGUGGGAAGUGUGUACAACAUUUCGACACAACAUGGGCAUUACGAAACUGUUCACCGACUCGGAGGGUACCAAGUUAAUAUUCAUGGAUGACCACGCACAAGGUUAUGUUUUUUUGCCAGCCUUCGAAGAAGCAAUCGUCAUAGCGGACUUUCCGAAAAAAUGUGAGCUUUGUUUGUGGGAUUUGGCAAGCCCGAACCACUUUAUUACGUACAGCGAAAGAAAUGUUGACACACAUGUCUUUGUGCGCUAUUCUGUCAACGGCAGACAUACACUGAAAGCAGGUGAAACGAAACUGAACCCAUCACAAAUUCCCUUAAUGCUGUGCGAUGGCGAUCUGGUAUUGUACAUAGACGGUGGGCAGUACGCAACACAGACCCUAUCAACCCAUGUUGUAAUUCCGGGAUCUAGUCAAGCCAAUAAUUUAAAGAACCAAUUGAAUCUACGAAAGUACAACGAAGCAUUCGACACCUGUGAAAAGAUCAAUUUAAAGGGAAGCUGGAUGGAAAUUGUCCAGCAAGCGUUGAUGGACUUGGAGCCGACAAUCGCCUUGAGAGCAUGUCGUCGAGCUGGCAACGUCGGCAUGGUAAGUGUGUUGGAGGACAUCCGCUACCUAGAGGAUGUCAACUUGGUUAGCGGUUUUUGUUGCAUGUUGCUGCAAAAAUACGAAGAAGCCAAAGCAUUCUUGCUAAAGGGAUCAUAUACCAAAGAUGCAUUAGAUAUCUGCAGGGACAUGCUGCAAUGGGAGCAAGCUUUAUUAUUGGCUCAUAAAUACGAGCCGGAUCAAGUGCCGUUUAUCGCAAGAGAAUACGCCCAGCAAUUAGAGUUUAAUGGCAAUUACACAGAUGCUCUGUACAACUAUGAAAAGGCAUUCAAGGAAGAUUUGUUGGAUACUGGGGACAUUCAACAGCUGAUUAACAGCUCACCCGAGUAUGAAGAUCACAUACGCUUGUGCAAAAUGGGUAUUGCCCGGACGUCUAUAAGAGCAGGCGAUUUCCGAAGAGGCAUUCAGUAUGCGGUUGAACUAAACGACAAACAGCUGUUGUUCGAUUGCGCUGAACUGCUGGCCACCGUGGGUCACAUUACCGAGGCAGCCGGGUUAUAUGAACGCGGUGGUUACUAUGAUGAGGCGUGCGCUCACUAUAUUUCCCUCAAGAUGUGGAAUAAAAUAGCUAACAUUUUGCCGAAUGUGAAGUCGACGAAGUUGCAUGGUCUCUAUGCCAAAGCCAAAGAGUCGGAUGGCCAAUUUGAAGAUGCUAUCCGAAGUUAUAGAGUAGCAGGCGAUUUGGAGGCGUGUGUACGAAUAUACUUGGAUCACCUUUGUGAUCCACAUUCUGCCUCAGAAAUUGUAACAGAGUCCAGAUCUAUGGAAAGUGCAAAGUUAUUGGCGAAAUUUUACCAAAAAAUUGGUGACAUGGAUCAGGCAUUGCAAUUCCUCGUAUUAUGUGGGUGUGUAGAAGAGGCAUUCUCUCUUGCCCAGAGGCACAACAAACUCAAGAGGCAUGGCGAGCUGCUGGAGAGGUAUGAAAAUGCAAAGUCAAGCGAUUAUUUGGCCCUUGCCCAGUACUUUGAAGGGGAGAAGUAUACACUGUUAGCUGGAAAGUAUUACUUUCUUGCACGAGAGUUUUCUAAAGCCCUGCGAUUCCUUCUCAAAGCAUCUGCAUUUUCUAAUGAGGAAUCCCAAGCCCUGUCUAUGGCUAUUGAUUGCGUUGCUACCUCGAACAAUGAACAAUUGUCUGCUCAGCUGAUUGAGUUUUUGCUGGGCGAAGUCGACGGGUCUCCGAAAGAUCCAAGAUAUCUCUUCAGAUUGUACAUGGCCAGGCGACACUACAAAGAUGCUGCAAAGACAGCAGUUAUCAUUGCGAAUCAGGAGCAGAUCUCAGGCAAUUACAAACUGGCACGAGACCUUUUGUACUCCAUGUACCAGGAAUUAAGGCGAAACAAUCUUUCAGUCACGGCCGAGAUGAGGCAUAACCUGAUAUUGCUACAUCGGUAUGCCUUAGUGCGUAUACAUGUAAAGCUGGGAAAUCAUUUAUUGGCAGCCAAACUGCUGGUCCAGGUGGCCGCUAAUAUAUCACAAUUCCCGGAACAUGUUAUUCCCAUAAUCACAUCGACUGUGAUUGAAUGCCAUCGAUCUGGUUUGAAAAAGUCAGCUUUCAUGUAUGCGUCCAUGCUCAUGAGACCCGAGUAUAGAAACAACAUUGACGCUCGUUAUGCAAAGAAAAUCGAAUCGAUUGUACGCAAAGCCCCAAAGGGAGUCAAGAAUUUCCGAGACGAAAUAGACGACGAAACUAUGGAGUGUCCAGUCUGUGAUGCCAAUUUGCCGAAUAUGGAAGUUAAUUGCUUUAGUUGCAAAACGAUUCUACCAAUUUGUAUAGCGACUGGCCAACACAUAACUAAACAGCACAUGACAUCGUGUCCGUCUUGCGAUUUCCCGUGCUUCAGAGCCGAAAUGGAAAACAUAUUGUCUGAGCUAAAUGAAUGUCCGAUGUGUGGUGAAAAUGUAGCUCCCGAGAAGCUGUUGGAUGUGGAGGACAUUCGCCCGUACAUAUUACCGUCGACAUAAUCCCCAAGCAUUGUGAUGUCGAGCAAAACUUGGGUAUAUUGGAUGUUCAAAAGUAAUAAUUGUAUAAAAUAGAGGCCGAUGGCGUAGUAUUUAAUUCGAAUAAUAGAAACAAUUAUAGAGAACCAAAACGAUGGGUUUUACUUAUACUACCCCUGCAAUCGAUAUUUAGAAUUGUUAAUAUUUUAGAAGUAUCUGACAUUUAAUUGCUUUCAUUCGAAUUCGAACUACUCUCAUUGCAAUUAUUUAAUUAAUUCAAUAUGUAGAAAUUUGUAAACAUUUCUUCGAGUUAAGUGAAUUUAGCAAUGUAUACAUCACCCCCUCCCCCAAAGCGGCAGUCAUGGGACGAUCGCCAUGAAAUGUUCUUUAAUAAAAUGGCCCAAGAACAUAUAUUUCUCUAUCAAACGCUAAAUUUUGAAAUAGAUUAGAGUUUAGAAGAGGAUAGAAGCCCAUAAUCUUGAAAAGUCCUCAGAUAAUGAAAGGCGGAUAAAUGGAACCACAUCGACUGCGACCUUCAUUCAGAAAUCGGAAAAAAAACUCAAUAUGUGAACGCGGGAAUCAUUAAUAGCUAUAAGUUUCCAACACCGUUUCGAAUUUCCACUAGCAUGAUGGGCGUAUAUACAGGUCAAUUGUCAAGAAAUUUUCAAUAGCAAAAAUAGACAAUGAUUGAAAUACACGAAAUGCUUUAUUUAACUA